This is a messenger RNA of Linnemannia hyalina, 675 nucleotides long. The record is from the annotation of a GenBank genome assembly. NCBI's taxonomy places the organism in Eukaryota, Fungi, Mortierellomycota, Mortierellomycetes, Mortierellales, Mortierellaceae.
AUGGCCAUGUCCAACCCUCCCGGUCAGGCUGGUCCUUGGUCGAACGAUCUCCAAAGCGAUGUCCACUCCUGGAUCGGUUACGACAAGAAGACCUUCCCUUGCGGCGGGUACAAGAAGGGUCCAGUCUCGACCUACAAAGCCGGCGAGGUGAUCCCAGUCCGCUUCUGGAACUUUGAAGUCAAGGAUUACAAGUCCUUCCCCCCACCCAAGGGCCUCAGCCAAUCCCGCCACGGUGGCGGCGCUUGCGAGUUCUCACUCUCGUACGACGCCGGCAAGACCUGGAACGUCAUUGGUCAAUACACCAAGACCUGCCCCGACAUCUACUACGAAUGGCCCGUCCUCAUCCCCAAGAACGUCCCCUCUUGCACAGACUCCAACAAGUGUCUGUUCUCGUUCUCGUGGACUGCUUACUCGACUGAGCAGUUCUACCAUCACUGUGCCAAUGUGAUCAUCCAUGGUGAUGAUAAGAAGGGAAUCUUGCCAGAGUUGGAGAUGACGGUUGCGGAUGUCAAGUCAAAGGGCGAGAAGAUGGAUAUCCAUGCUGUUGGUGAUGGAAAGUCUGCCAAAUCUUCGGGCCCUGAUCGUAGAGAGAAGCAGUUGAACUUGGGAGGUUACUUUGCCUGUGGAGGACCUGCUGGCAAGCACGGCCUUGACCUCGGCCUCGUUCGCUCUUGA